This is a messenger RNA of Gigantopelta aegis, 1695 nucleotides long. RefSeq lists its product as uncharacterized. The coding region runs from base 227 to 937 and encodes 236 amino acids. The transcript has 3 exons. The record is from RefSeq and is a predicted model, not a curated record. NCBI's taxonomy places the organism in Eukaryota, Metazoa, Mollusca, Gastropoda, Neomphalida, Peltospiridae.
GUUGGUCAGCCUGAUAUAAACAGAGCACUCUGAUAAUAAGUCACAAUAUUAUCGGAGAAAUACAUAUUUCACUGGCGUGGAUUCUGAGACGUAAUUUCGGUAAAAGCGUUCAUUUCGGACUAUGACCGUAACACUCGGUUCCCAGGUGUCUUCGAUUUCUGGAUUAGCUCACGACAGAACUGUCAGGUGCUUAGUGGAUUAAUAAAAACAAAAAAAGCAGACAGCAAUGGCUAGGAUCUCUGAAAGAACGUGGGUCUACCUGGUCGGGCUCUCGCUGGCAGGUGUGGGUGGUGUUCUUUUCUUCAUUGGGUUCGCCACGCCCAACUGGAUCGAGUAUAACGUCAACAAUUUAUUUGGAGGGCGAUUUUACGUGCAAGUCUCGGUUACGAAUGCGAUAGGUCUGUGGCAGGCGUGUUCCAGCACCAUGGGCGUCAACGUGUGUGUAGCCAUCGGCGUCACCAGUUCGGGGGUUGUCCAUCACAUUGUCCAAGCUCUCGAGUGCAUCACGUUGAUGACGUUUCUUGGGUUUGGAGCUAUAGCCUUCCUCCACAACUUCACCAACGUCACCGGUUCAAACGUCGUCCGUUUUAACGGUCUGAUCACAUUCCUCGGGAUCAUCGGCGGUAUUCUUGGAGUUAUCGGCGCUGUGUUGUUCGUGGCAACCAAUUACAACUGGACCCCGUCUUGGAGUUUUGGUCUCGUUCUUGCUGGGUGUGUCUUAGUACUCUUUGGGACUGUCAUGAUGGCGUGUUCCGCCUCCCAGCACUCUCCCAGGGCCGCCGCUAACAGGGGCGUGGUUUACCAAACGUCCGCGUACCCACCAGGAACCAAUCAGCCGCAAGUGCACGUCGUGUCAACCACCAAUAACUGGAGCCAACAGGGAUACACUUCAGGAAGUCCGCAAUAUUAUAAUGUAUCCGAACCUGCGAUUGGAUAAUUCUUUUGGCCAGCAUUUUAACGCACACGUUACGUCGUUAGUUUUGUGUUGACAUUAAAGGUCCUAUGUCAAAGUUGAAAUUACAAUAAUUCGUUAUUUUCACAUUCAAUAAUAAUAAAUAACUACAAAUUAAUCGAUCCCACGCAUAAUUAUUUCAUAAUGAACUCUACAAUAUUCUUUUCUUUUUAAUUUUGCACUGAACAACAUGAGGGGUUUCCGUUUAAUUUGUGGCUAAAUAUAGCAUGGCCACCAUCUUUGUUUCUUGUGUUAGGUGAUCGCAAAUAUUCUGGGUAAACUUAAUGUUUUUAAUGUGUACGCAUAAAACAGUGACGUUACUAGUUAAUGCGUGUGACACGCUCGCAAGAUAUCCCAUCAAAAAUAAAAUUAUACUAGUAAAUGGAAUUAUUUGGUUAUAAUUUUUUAUGGGCAUAUAGCUGAAGGUAUAAACUUGGUAUGAACCGCCAUUAUUGCAACUUUGACAUAGCACCUGUAACAGUCUUAUAAAUCAAGUUCUAAAUAUAAGAGUGCCUCCAGUUACAACUAACGCUGCACGUAAGUCGUGUACAUAUAAUAAAUCAAGCACGAUCGCCGUUAUUUACUAUUAGUUACGAAAACUGGCACCAUUUCCAAUAACUGAAGCAGUUUGCGAUGGCGAACGCCCACGGAUUUAACAUAUUUUUGUUGGUGAUCGAACGGAUGUUUUCGACUCGGCCAAUUUCUCCUGAGUUAACGUUUCCUUUUUAAGAAAUAUCCUCAAG